CUUGAUCCCCAGUUCAUAUCCCUACCUAUCAUUCUUCCACCACUCAUUCCGUACCUCUCAGCCCAUCCAGGUCCUUGCGCCAUUUGCUUCAUUGUGUCAUUAUGACUGCCAGUACAUCGAAAGGCCAAUCUAUCAGACUUAAAGCGGAAAAAAUCUACUGUGCACCCUCUGGCCGCAUACCCGCAGGCAUUUACGUGUCCGUCAAAGUCAACCCGAGGAGAUGCUGGAAAUCAGCCACCCGAGUCCUAUCGUCCGAUAAAUCUGUAGCGUGGGGCGAUACCGUGAUCUUAUCACGGGACACAUUGCCUACUAGAUUAUCACUGGAAAUACGGGCAUCCUUUGAGCUUGGUCGAAUGCUAGGCAAUGGAGAAAUCGUUAGCAAGAUUGACCACUCGUGGAAUGAGCUUCUACUAGAUUAUGGUGACGAUGAUGAUGAGGACGAGGAUGACGAGGACGAGGAUGACGAUAACGAGGACGAGGAUGACAAUGAAGAUGAUGAUGACGAUGAAGAAGGUGUGGACCUUUACUUCACCCUGAAGACCACUGUUGUCCGUGCCCGGGGUAUAGAGCUCCAUCAUUUCCAGUUCGUUCUGGACCGGUGUCUUGUCGGCCAUCCCGACCGUGCUGCUGCUCUCACCAACCUCGCGUGGGCCCGCCUUCAAGGUCAUAUUCGCAAUGAUCUCCAAGACAUUGACUCUACUAUAUUUCUAUUCCGCGACGCCCUUGCAUUGCGUCCGCAGGGCCACCCCGAUCGUCCUUCGUCCAUCUAUCAUCUCACUGAAGCGCUGACCUGGCGCUACAGCGAUCAAGAUACCCCCGCUGAUAUCCGUGAAUCCGUUCAACUCUACCACGAGCUACUACCUCUCUGUCUCGAGGGCACAUAUCUUCGGAGCGUUGCAGCAGGGGAUGAUGGUAUAGAUCAUGUGAUCAACGAAUGCAACGAUCUUCCAACGGAUGCAUCUGAUGAUGGCAUCCAACUUCGACGAGUUCAGUCGAAGCACGCUUUGAUGAACGCGGCAAGCAUCGAGGAUCUUGAAGAGAGCAUAAAACUUGGUCGUGAAGCCCGUUUCUCCUGUGCCCCCGAGGGACAUCCUGACCGUCCUGCCAACCUGAAUACCUUGGCUACCUCAAUCGGAUCCCGCUUCAAUCACCAAGGCAAAUCAGAUGACCUUGACGAGGCCAUCUCUCUAUUUGAAGAAAGCACUCAGUGGAGAACUUCAGACUGGCAUCAAGUCACCCCCACCCAAGGAUAUCCAGAACGCAUCAAGGCGGCUAUUGAAUGGGCUAGCCAAGCGGAAGUCUAUCAACAUGAAUCUGCACUCGAAGCAUACCAAAUGUGCUUGGAGCUUUUCGAUGAUCACGUCAUGACGCGAUCCUCCAUUAUCUCACGACGGGCAUCAUGCGCGAUUCGCCGCAAUGAUCUGCAACGAGCGGCUGAACUUGAGGAGCAGGGACGCGGUCAACAAUGGUCGCUAGCCUCGCGACUCAGGACUCCGCUGGACGACCUCAAAUCAGCAAGUCUGCCACUUGCUCACAAACUUUCAGAGCUCAGCAAGCGCCUGUCCGAUGCUCAGGGUUCUGCGAGCAGCGCAGACCGAGCUGCUGCUGAUCGGGCAGCAACAGAGUACAGAAAAAUCGCGGAGCAGUGGGAAGCUGCGGUAGUUGAAGUCCGCAACCUUCAAGGGUUCUCGCGAUUCCUUCUCCCACUAUCAUAUGAAGAUUUGCAAGUGGCAGCACGUCAUGGCCCAGUCAUCAUCCUCAUCGCGAGCGAAUACUCCCGCAAUGCUAUGAUAGUCCCAACGUCAGGGAAGCCCAUCAUGUUCCCUUCCCAGAUCUUGCUCUCACAGAUCUAGAGACGCUCAACGACGACUUUGCUAAGGCGAUACGGCAUGCAUCUUCUAUGGCCCAGAGCAGCCGAGGACCGAUCUGAUAGCACUCUUGCGGAAGAUCUGGGACGAGGGUCUGCUACCCAUUGUCAGGGUACUCCUGCGUGAUCUGAGAUUGCCGGGUCGCUCUCGAAUCUGGCUGUGUCCGACAGCAGCAUUCACAUCCAUCCCUCUUCAUGCAGCUAACCCGUUUCGGCCAAAGGC
Molecule: messenger RNA, 2090 nt
Organism: Suillus subalutaceus
Lineage: Eukaryota; Fungi; Basidiomycota; Agaricomycetes; Boletales; Suillaceae
Exons: 7
Coding region: 102-1853 (583 amino acids)
Molecular function (GO): protein binding
Source: RefSeq, a predicted model, not a curated record